AUGGAUGUUCAGGCUUUGGCCAACAGGUUCGUGACGUUGGAUAUUUCGGAGCCUAGCAGGAUUCUUGCUUGCAUUGUAUCUCAUUCAUCCUUUCUUGAGCGCAUCAAGGUGCGUCAAUAUGAUAAUUCCCACUUGCUUGUCAUUAGGGACACAAUGCAGCACAGUGAAGUUAAGGAGGUGACUAUUAGUGAUGAUGGGGUAUUGAGGCUUCAGUGUUGGAUAUGUGUUCCCAAUGUGGAUGGCUUGAGAAAGUUGAUUCUUAAGGAGGCUUAUAGAUUAUGGUAUUCCAUUCACCUAGGCACUACAAAGAUGUACCGUGAUUUGAAGCAGCAUAAUUGGUGGAAAAGGACGAAGAAAGACAUUGUUGAGCAUGUUUUAUGGUGUUUGAACUGUCAACAGAAAAUGAAGCACAAAAUCUCCAGGUUCGGUAUGGUCCAGAAUAUCCUCCCUCUGCUACUUGACUGGUGGAAAGAGCUUGAGCCUUGUGACAAGAAUUAUGUGAAGAGAGUACUUGGUGACCUACCAUCUUUGCUGAAUAUUCAACCAAAUAGGGAAUUGACCGAGGCCGCUACCAUAUUCUAG
Messenger RNA from Nicotiana tabacum (common tobacco), 582 nucleotides. NCBI's taxonomy places the organism in Eukaryota, Viridiplantae, Streptophyta, Magnoliopsida, Solanales, Solanaceae. The record is from RefSeq and is a predicted model, not a curated record.